GGCCAUCACAUAAGGGGCUUUGGGCGUAGGUCUUAUAAUAUAACCAAUGAGAAGGCAGCGAGUCGCGAAGUUUUCAAUGCCAAAUAUGCGGAAAGGCUUCACGAUUCUGUUAUUACAACUCUCGCUCUUUCUCCGUUUACCAAAUUUAUUGAUUUUUCUGCUUCCAUCGCCAUUUUACAUUAUUUAGCAGACGAUUUGGAGAACUGCCGACAUUUCUCUAUCUUCAUAAUGGAUUUGUGUUGGAAUUAUUUCAGUGUGUAUAUCACAUUUCUGACUUCAGUUUUAGCACAAAAUUCAAUAUCUAGUUUAUCUGACUGUCGAAGUCACCAACAUGCCUACACAACUCUGAUGAGAUAUCCUGAUGGACUCGAGGUAGAUGAAGGUCCCUACUGUCGGUGUUUAAACAUGGAUCAACCAGAAUCUAAUUGGGGACUGGAUAAUAAUAAUGUUUUAACUUGGCAACAUUAUGAAAGAGCCCAUUGGACUGUCCAGUACCGAUUCUGUGGGCCCAAGUUUCCCAGUAAUUUCAGAGAAUGCGAGGGUCGGGAACGAGCUGCGGUGGUACAAACAGAAACAACGGGCUGGCACCCUCAUCUACACGUCAACCGCUGUCGAUGUCCUAAAAAUAAACUCUAUCAGUUAAUGGGAUGGAAGAAGGAAAAUGGCCAGUGGAAUUAUUUUUAUAGUUGUUUAAAGGAUCAAUGUAAAGAGAAGAACAGUACAUGUGCCAGAAUCACUGUGGUCGAGGAGAAAAAUGAUGAUGGAGAAGAUUCUUUCGGGGUCAUAGAAAUGCAAUUAUUAUGUGCCUGUGGGGAGGGGCUUCUAUGCCCAGCCAAACUACAAGAUUACGACAGAGCACAUCUUCGACAGACAGGGGCAAGCUUCGUGGAAAAAAAAUGUGAGAGUAUUAAACAAACUGGUAAAGAGAAAACACGUUAGAAAUUUU
This is a messenger RNA of Lottia gigantea (owl limpet), 946 nucleotides long. RefSeq lists its product as hypothetical. Lineage: Eukaryota; Metazoa; Mollusca; Gastropoda; Lottiidae. Bases 229 to 939 code for a protein of 236 amino acids. The record is from RefSeq and is a predicted model, not a curated record. The transcript has 6 exons.